AUGAAGAUAAAAGAUGAUGAGAGCAACAAUAGUAAUGAACCCAUCUCUGUUCUCGAUACACGGCGGAGUCCAAGCCCUUCCACCUCAACCUCCACCUUAUCCUCCUCCUUCGGUGGCGGUGGUAAUGGCUGCACCACCACCGCUGCUCCAUCGCUAGGUGUCCCUGACCCUGACAUUAACAACCACCAUCACCUUCAACAAAAAUGGCCGGAUUCUGUUCCGCAGGAAAUGUGCAUGUCUGGGUCUCUGGCAAAUAUUAGCGGUGAAGGUGGCCGGAAAGAUGAGUGGUCGGAGCUACAACCCAUCCCGGCGGAAUUUGAGCUUCAACAACGAAGAUUCGGAGUUGGAUUGGAAGAUUGGGAAAGCUUGUUAUCUGAAUCAGCGGCUUCUCCGGCACAAGACCAGUCUCUUCGGUGGAUCUCCGGCGACUUUGAUGACACAUCUUUGAGUCUUCAACAGCUCUUGCAGAGCAACCAAAUUGACCAAAAUGCCCCUCCCGCCACCACCGUUUCUGAAACUCCGGCGCCUCCAAAUUUUCACCCACAAAACCCACUGUUCUUCCCCUUCUCUAACCCUGAUCAAAACCCCCCUCCACAUCUAACGCCACCGCCGCAGAUACAGUUCCACCAUCAUCAGGGUCUCCUAAAAGCUCCGGUCUUUCACCAGGGUCUUCAGAAAUCUCCGGUGUUCCAUCAAAAUGUUCAGAAACCUCCUGCUUCCGAUCUGGGGCUUCAGAAGGCUUCGGUUAAUCAGGGUUUUCAGAAAGUUGCGAUUUCGAAUCCGGGUCACGAGUUACAGCUCAAGAAACCAUUAAUGGUCCCCGGAACAAAACAAGGACCACCGGCCCACCAGCAGCACCACCACCCCCAGCAGCAGCAGCAAAACCAGCUUAUCUGUGACCAGCUAUUCACCGCGGCUGAGCUAAUCCUAUCUGGGAACUUCACACACGCGCAAGGGAUAUUGGCGCGGCUCAAUCACCAGUUCUCCUCGGCUCCGGCACCACAUAAGCCUUUACAAAGGGCGGCUUUUUAUUUCAAGGAAGCAAUGGGAUCUCUAAUCUCAAAUUCAAAUCCCAACAAAAUCACUCAACCCUUUAAUGGCGUCUUCAAGAUGGGAGCUUAUAAAUUGUUUUCAGAAGUUUCUCCGAUCAUUCAGUUCAUAAACUUCACUUCAAAUCAAACAAUUCUCGAGGCUCUUGGUGAUGCUAAAAACAUUCACAUCAUUGAUUUUGAUAUCGGAUUCGGUGCACAAUGGGCUUCCUUCAUACAAGAGCUUCCAUUAAAAAACAACAAUGGCGGCGGUGGUCCCUGUUCUUUGAAAAUCACUGCUUUCGCGUCACCUUCAACCCACCAUCCAAUCGAACUUGGACUCAUGCACGAAAACUUAUCACAUUUCGCUCAUGAAAUCGGGAUUUCAUUCGAGCUUGAAGUUGUGAACUUUGAUUCUUUCGAUCCAAGGUCGUUUUCAGUAUCCGGGAAUGAAGCCAUUGCUGUUAAUUUCCCAAUCUGGUCGGCUUCCACCCACUUAUCCGCCAUUCCUUCCAUUCUCCAUUUCGUGAAGCAACUCUCCCCAAGAAUCGUGGUUUCACUAGAUCGUGGGUGUGAAAGGACGGAUCUACCCUUCCCACAUUAUCUUCUCCAGGGUCUCCAGUACUACGAAGUUCUCUUAGACUCCAUUGAUGGUGGCAAUGUUGUUUCAGAGAUAUCAAACAAGAUCGAAAGGUUCCUUUUCCAGCCUCAAAUCGAAAGCAUGGUGUUGGGAAAACUUCAAAUCCCUGAACCAAUGCCCCAUUGGAGGUCACUUUUUACGGCUGGAGGAUACUCCCCUGUUCUUCUAAGUAAUUUUGCAGAAACUCAAGCAGAUUGCGUGGUGAAGAGGAUGCAAAUUCAGGGAUUUCAUAUUGAAAAGAAACAGGCAUCGCUUGUUCUUUGUUGGCAGAAUCGAGAACUGAUGACUGCUUCAGCUUGGAAGUGCUGA
Molecule: messenger RNA, 1977 nt
Organism: Lactuca virosa
Lineage: Eukaryota; Viridiplantae; Streptophyta; Magnoliopsida; Asterales; Asteraceae
Source: the annotation of a GenBank genome assembly